AUGUUGGACUCGAAGGUGGUCACGUCGGUGGGGAUGCUUCACAUCGGCGUGGUCUUCCUAGUGUUCGGCGCGUUCCUCCUGAUGAGCGGUCUGCUGCCCGGGGAUCUCGCCCAGUGGGGCACCAAAUCGUCCGGCGGAUGGUGGAACGAGCUGGUCGCCAUAGGUUUGUUCGCCAUCUUUGUCGGCAUAUUCCUCAUCAUAUUGAACAAGGUGAUCGCUAAGAAGGAGGAGAACGAUCUCGAGGAGUACGUGCAGAGGCAGUUGACGAGAUCCAGGUCGGGGCACAGGCUGGAGAGAGACGCGGAGACCGGUGGACUGACCACGAAACACGCUCGAAGGGCGAAGCAAAUGCAGCAGGUGGCUUCCAGCGCGUCCAUAGAGACGCAGAACGAGAAAGUGUCUGGCUCGCCGCCCAGGAGUCCGCCGCCUGCUUACUCGCCGCCGCCGACGAUGAACGGCGAUCACCAAGCUGUUCAGUCGGCCCUCUACCUCGAGCAGAUCACCGAAGAGGAGAUUAUCAGCGAUCGCAUGGAAACGUCGACUACGAACAGCCUGAGCCCCGGCUCGCCGAGCGAGACCAGGGAACUGCUGCAGAAUCCUCGCUACUCGAAGCAGAACGGGAACCCUCAGCAGGUUCAUCGGCCGCUUUACGUGUCUAGAAUCUAG
Molecule: messenger RNA, 666 nt
Organism: Heterotrigona itama
Lineage: Eukaryota; Metazoa; Arthropoda; Insecta; Hymenoptera; Apidae
Source: the annotation of a GenBank genome assembly